AGGAAGCUGUCAACGGCCCCGACUCGCUGACCAGCUACGCCUAUGGAAAUGAUGACGGUGAAGGACGCGAGGCCAGGAUGUGCCUGUGGAACAACCCUGGCAACGAUACGACAGGGGCGCUGGCACGGACAAGAAAGCUGGCCCACACCGCGGAGGAGGUGAGGGUUAUCUGCCGUUUGUAGUCAUGGUUCAUAGAAUUCCUUUGGUGGAACAAAAGAGUGGGGAAGUAAGAUUCACAGAAGAACGUCGAUUAUCCGAAAAAUUGGGACCUUGAGUGACUCGGACGAUUUCAAAAGACUCCUGGACGUUAAAGAAGUUGAUACAUAAAAUACGUUAUAUAUUCUCGUCGUAUAAACUUAUUGGGCUUUAUUAUUCUUGUAAUAUUUCUCGCUUUCCAUUAUGGCUUCACAAUUGAUUCAUGUCUAAACCCGGACAGGACUGAAAUGGUGUUUUUUUUCUUAAAGAUGAAAAGAGAUCGUUUCCAAAAAUAGAUAAAUCAAGCUUAGAGUAAAACAGAUGAGUGGCGUUUAGAGUAAAACAGAUGAGUGGCGUUUAGAGUAAAACAGAUGAGUGGCGCUUAGAGUAAAACAGAUGAGUGGCGCUUAGAGUAAAACAGAUGAGUGGCGCUUAGAGUAAAACAGAUGAGUAGCGCUUAAAGUUUAAUUCGAGGGCAUUUUUGUCUUUUGUCUUUAAUCUAGGGUGUCCAAAUCAUGAACUGGAAAAAACGGGACACACCCAAUGAGGGGUUGGGGAAGGGGGGAUACCCUCCAGCUAAAGAGGGGCCCGGGGCUCCACUGGAAACUGUUUAUUGAAAUAUGCUCAUUUGAACUAUUUUGAGACCUAGAAAUCUUUUUUAAAUUUACCUUCACUUUUGCAAUUUAAUUUAAACUUUGAGGCAUAUCAUAAACGAAAACUAUAAUUUUUCAGUGAAUUCUUAUAUCUUUAUAUAUAUUUUACAACAUAAUACAACACAAAAAAUUAAAUUUCUCGAGUCUAGGAUUUAAAUUGAGGAUAUUUGGCUGUUGUCCCAAACAUUGUUAAAACCUCCUUCUUAUCUUAUGUAAAGUUGUCAAAACUAGAACAGAAUAUAUGUUUGGUUUUAGAAACGGGACAUUUAGGCGUCCCGGUAGGCUUUUUCGGGACACCGGGCACGAUCGUGAAACACCGGGACAAAUCGUAAAGAGCGCCCAAACGUUAAGCAAGGGGCGCACUUCUUAAACUGUAGUAUUACACAAACUGCGCCUUACACCACAUCAUGGCGGCUCUUCAUAUAAUUUCACCAUUCCCAGCUGCUCGGCAGCCCCGUCUACCACUACCACAGCAAACUGAUGAUGAAGGACGCCAGGUCGGGGGGCAAGUUCGUCUGGCACCAGGACUACGGCUACUGGUACAAGUUCGCCUGCCUCUUCCCGGACAUGCUGACCGUGUUCAUAGCCCUGGACCGGACGGAGAAGGAGAACGGCUGCCUGCAGGUGCUCAGGGGUUCUCACAGGUGUGGACGCAUCGAGCACGGCAUCGUAGCGGAUCAGGUAAAGUUGGGGGGGGGGGGAGGGGUGUUUACAACAUCAGAAAAUUCAAACCGUAGAAAAUAAGGACAAAUAUUUAAACACAGCAGGAUGUUUGCAUCAAUGGAAAGAGAUUUUUUUUGUUUUUAAUUGCAUUCCUCAUGCAGCCUACAGCAACAAUAACAUCAUGGAAUAAGAUCCAAACAUCAUAACAACAAUACCACACAUACAUUUUUACAUAACAACAAUACAGCACAUACAUUUUACAUAACAACAAUACCACACAUACAUUUUACAUAACAACAAUACAGCACAUACAUUUUACAUAACAACAAUACCACACAAACAUUUUUACAUAACAACAAUACAGCACAUACAUUUUACAUAACAACAAUACCACACAUACAUUUUACAUAACAACAAUACAGCACAUACAUUUUUACAUAGCAACAAUACAACACAAACAUUUUUACAUAGCAACAAUACAACACAUACAUUUUUACAUAACAACAAUACAACUUUUAACAUAACAACAAUACCACACAUACAUUUUUACAUAACAACAAUACAGCAGAUACAUUUUUACAUAACAACAAUACAACACAUACAUUUUUACAUAGCAACAAUACAGCACAUAAAUUUUUACAUAACAACAAUACAAUACAUAAUUUUUUACAUAACAAUGCCAGGCGUACAUUUUUACAUGACAGCAAUAGUACGAUAAGGAGCAUUUGGGGAUUAGUUACGCAUCUUGAAUGUAUGAAACAUUCCAACUAUUGAUUGUCUAUGACAUCCUAACUUUGAUUGUAUACAAAACCAUAACUUUGGAUGAUUAUAUGUAACAUCAUAUUGAUUGUAUAUAGCAUCUUCAUUUUUAAAAUUGUAUAUUUCCAUCCACCACUGAGCACAAUCGUAACCGUAACGCGAUGUUCACUACCUAUCCCUCCCCCACCCCCACCCCCCAAACUCUCCACAUUACCACCCACCUGGCCCUUCAGACUGGAGCCGACCUUGACCGUGUCGCAGAGCUGGAGAAGAAGCUUGAGAGCCUGUAUGUGGAGAUGGGCCCCGGGGACGCGCUGUUCUUCCACGGCAACCUCCUCCACACCAGCAGCGCCAACACCAGUGACCUAAGACGGUGGGCCAUCUUAUCCUGCUACAACAGCAUUCACAACAGCCCUUAUGAGAAGGUAAGUGCAGCCUGCUGCAACAUCAACCACGGCACCGUCUAUCAAAAGAUGAAGUGGGUGCGUUGCUUACAACAUCACUGACAACAGUCCCUGUCAGGAGUCAAGUGGGUGCGUUGUCUUAUGAGAAGGUAAGUGCAGCCUGCUGCAACAUCAACCACGGCACCGUCUAUCAAAAGAUGAAGUGGGUGCGUUGCUUACAACAUCACUGACAACAGUCCCUGUCAGGAGUCAAGUGGGUGCGUUGCUUACAACAUCACUGACAACAGUCCCUGUCAGGAGUUAAGAGUUGCGUUGUUGUUGUGUUGUUUUGUUUUUAUAAGGAAAUAAUUUGUACCUUGCGCAGAAACGUUGUUGGUAGAUUGAGAAUAUAUGAUGCAGGAUUGAGAUGUAAGAUUGAGGAUGUAUGAUGCAGGAUUGAGAUGUAAGAUUGAGGAUGUAUGAUGCAGGAUUGAGGUGUAAGAUUGAGGAUGUAUGAUGCAGGAUUGAGAUGUAUGAUUGAGGAUGUAUGAUGCAGGAUUGAGAUGUAAGAUUGAGGAUGUAUGAUGCAGGAUUGAGAUGUAUGAUUGAGGAUGUAUGAUGCAGGAUUGAGAUGUAAGAUUGAGGAUGUAUGAUGCAGGAUUGAGAUGUAAGAUUGAUGAUGUAUGAUGCAGGAUUGAGGUGUAAGAUUGAGGACGUAUGAUGCAGGAUUGAGAUGUAAGAUUGAGGAUGUAUGAUGCAGGAUUGAGGUGUAAGAUUGAGGACGUAUGAUGCAGGAUUGAGGUGUAAGAUUGAGGAUGUAUGAUGCAGGAUUGAGGAUUCGGAGAGGUAUUGUCUAACAUAAGUUCCACGCUUGAAAUUUUGUCGCAGUCGCUUGUACUUCCUAUAACUUCGGCUUUAAAUAUGUUAUGUGCCAAUUCAUGAUUUCCGGUACAAGUUCAGCUUUGAGCGACCAUUUUUUUAUGUGCUUAUUAUUUUCGCACUAUCUGAGUAAGAUGAGGCUUCCGCGCUGGCCUGAACUGUGACGUCAUUCUAUUUUAUCGUCCAGAUCAACCACGCCCUUUAUGCAGAGCCACUUGUCCAGCUGGACAAUGAUGCCGUCCUGAAGAAAGGGGUGAGCAGAGAUCUGACCGGAAAGGAGGUCCUGGUGAAGAACGAUGGCAAGUUCGGGUUGUACUUCUCGUCAUGAGCAAAGAUCACUCCUCCGUGACGUCAUCGGUUACCUUUUCCCCUCCUCCUGUUCGAUUCUACUCAUUCAGGAUUAAAAUCAAUUUAUAAACUAAUAAAUUAAACAACACCUUAAGACCAAGAUUUUCGAAUAAAUCCUUGACAUUCAU
Molecule: messenger RNA, 4008 nt
Organism: Lymnaea stagnalis (great pond snail)
Lineage: Eukaryota; Metazoa; Mollusca; Gastropoda; Lymnaeidae
Source: the annotation of a GenBank genome assembly